This is a messenger RNA of Nymphaea colorata (pocket water lily), 4729 nucleotides long. RefSeq names its product chlorophyllide a oxygenase, chloroplastic-like. Gene Ontology annotation, molecular function: chlorophyllide a oxygenase activity. Gene Ontology annotation, biological process: chlorophyll biosynthetic process. Gene Ontology annotation, cellular component: chloroplast. Lineage: Eukaryota; Viridiplantae; Streptophyta; Magnoliopsida; Nymphaeales; Nymphaeaceae. The record is from RefSeq and is a predicted model, not a curated record. The coding region runs from base 2824 to 3312 and encodes 162 amino acids. The transcript has 10 exons.
UCUUUGUGCGGACUUUCUAACGACUAGGUUUUAAGAACCUGUCGUUUCGUCUCUUCUGGACGGACGGACCCUAGUGUAGAGAAGAGUUUCGAGGGCAUGAGCCUGGGAACAAGGAAAUGUAUAUCGACACUUGCCUACACUGCUCGUUCAGUCGUCCUUCGUCUUAGUGGGAUAUGACUAUGAUAAUUGGUCAUUCAUUAUCCACUUGUUGUGGGCAAAGAGUGUCUUGCGGGAAGAAAGAAGAGAAAUGGAGCUGGCCUGGCUGUCUGGGGACUAUCGGUAGUGCUUCCCCACCUGGUUAGGGGAAGAUGGCUCUAGCGCUGGGUGGAAAAUCAUUCUUCUAUGUUGGAGUCUAAUAGCACAGUGUGUGGAUAGUGAGGAACGAUCAAACAUUUUAUGGGGGCAUGUUGGGCCCGUUCUCUUUUAGAUCCUCAUGUCCUAUCUCUUUUCGGGUGACACGCGGUACCACCUUUCUUCAUUGCAAGUUGAGCGAGAGGCAGCAAUUCUGGAAUCUCCCGCCCUCCACUAUCAGAAUGGUCUCCGAUCAAUGAAAGAAAGUAAUGUGCUUCUCGCCUUAGCCGCCGCCUUAGCCUUCAGAGUGGUGGUGGUUGUUGUCGUCAAACCCCUCCCUUGUUGGGUUUCCGUGAUUAGCCAUGAAUUCGAUGGAUAGCGUAAUAUCAAUUUCUCGGCCUCGUCAGCGGCUUCCAAUUGCUCGGAAAUGAUCAGCAGUUAUAUAAGGGGGGGCUUGGAUGGUGAGCAAAAACAAUUGAACAAGACAUGUAGUACUUGGAUCUGAUGUAAAUGGAUUAAGCCUCCACCCCUAAUAAGCGUUAACUUCAAUGCAUGUACCAGCCGUUGUCACAAGGAAAUAUUUAUGAACUUCAUUAUAUGCAUUCUGUUCAUACAGUUGGACUGCUAACCUAAGUAUUUACAAAGCUAUUUGCAUUUUAUCUUCUAUCUUCUGUGGUACCCCAUGGGCGUGUGUCUGUUUGUGUGUAUGAAUGGCAAAUGCAUGUCUUAUGUGCCUCUUGCAUGCACAUACAGUUCAAGUGCAUGUGUCAUUCAUGUGUUAACGUGCAUGUGUGAAGGGAAAAAUCUAUAAUGUUGUUCUUUGAUCGUUAAUGGUAUGACAAUCUUAAUGGUAGGAAAAUUACUGUGUUCUGCAGAAAGAAAUUAGUUCAACCUGGUUAUGUUUUCUUAUUGGAAUGAAGUAAGAACACACUACAUGCACUCGUAAUUGAUGCCACAAGCCUCAUUGAAGUCAUGUGCUCGUAUGUUGCUUCCUGUCCUAGACGAAGUUAUCAUCUCCAACUUUUUGAUAUAUCAGCCUUUCUUUUGUAUUUGUAUGGCAAAUUACUGUGUUCUGCAGAAAGAAAUUAGUUCAACCUGAUUAUGUUUUCUUAUUGGAAUGAAGUAAGAACACACUACAUGCCACAAGCCUCAUUGAAGUCAUGCGCUCUUGAAAUUUCACUGUUGAACACGGAAGGAUACCCUGUUGCAGCAUGCUUAGAGAUAAGGUUUUACUUUGGGUAUACAAUGUUCACAUAUUUCCAGGAUAGUUACAAGUCCAUCUGAUUCUCUUCUCAUUGAACUUCAAUACUGGAGGCCACUCAAUUAUAUAUAUCUGGGGCCCCAUGUUUGUUCUGGUUGAGAAUCUUGACUUGCCCAAUAUUAAUGGAAAUCCAAAAUCAAUGGGCCAUAUCAUAUUGUUAAAGGUGAUUUAAGAGGAGCAAAUCGAUGGGGCAUAUUGUUAAUUGAUUGGCGGUAAUUUAAGAUCAGGAGCUCAACACAAAACAUCAACAGAGACAGCAACGACGUGACUAACUCUCUAUGCUCUAAAUUAAUGCCCUUCACUUCCUUCAGUUUGCCGCCCAUUUAAUUGGCAGGGGGAGGGAGAUGAUGAAAGCCUUUCCUCGACAGAGAUAUCACAGAGAUACAUAUCUAUAUCCAAUAAAGUGCUUUUAUUGCGCAAAAGGUGGUGGGCUCACUGAAUCAGAGCAAACAGCUACUGAACAGCUGAUCAUCAGCAUAUGGCAUGGGAAAGUGGGGCCACUGACAAAACAGUGAAAAAAUUUUGCAACUACCCAAACAUAUAUGUGAUAAGACGCACCCAAGUCAAGGAACAGGCUAUGUUUCCGUCAUCCAAGUGAUGAAGACUCAUAUGGUAGUGGGGGGAGAUAUAUGGCAAGGGCCAAGCAGUUUCAUGGAGGAGAUUGCAAGGGAUAGAGAGAGAGAGAGAUGAAGACGGAGGGCCAGGAUUUAACUGGUGAAUAGUGUGUUUUUGACGAUGGAGCCAAAGUUGGAAUGACUCAAGCACAACCAUUUCUUCUUCUUUGGUGGUCACAGAAUAGAACCGUUGUACUCUUUCAAUUUCAGUUCACAGAGAGGGAAGAGAGAGCGGCGACAAAAUGGAAAUUCAUUAAUCAAAUUUGAGUGAGAAAAAGACACCGAAAACAAAAAGUCAAGAACUUGGAAAUUCUUCCAGAUAACCUUUACUUGAGGCACUGGAGACAUUACGGUUACUAGCAAAGGAAGACAAAGGAAAGAAAUUGAUUUCUCAAACACAUGCAAUGCCAUUAGCAGUAAGACUCAUGUCAAUUCCACGGGAACAGCUUGCAGCAGUGUCAUUGUUGCUAGAGCCAUCAAAGAACAAUUUAUCUUUAUGUGAGAAAAUUGGCUCCAGGCCUGGCGCCAUUCUGAUUGAAUGGUAGCUGAAAAAGCAAACAUGACCCAAACAACUUGGUGAAGUGUCCAAAAAAUAUCAAGACCAUGGCAGAAAAUGGACUUUGGAACCUCUUCUCAGCAACCUGAUUGAAGAUAACAAUGGGGAUACCUAUUGAGCAUGGGCUGCCUAUAGACAAUCUUUUGGAUCUUGCACAUGCACCAUUCACUCACACAUCUACCUUUGCAAAAGGAUGCAGCGUACCAAGCCUAGUGAAGUUCCUAACACCAGAAAAUGGACUACAAGGGCAUUGGGAUCCAUAUCCAAUUGACAUGGAGUUCGGGCCACCUUGUAUGGUAAUAUCAGCCAUCGGAAUUUCUAAGCCAGGGAGGUUAGAGGGACAGAACACGAGGCAGUGCUCCACCCAUCUACAUCAACUCCACGUGUGUCUUCCUUCAACAAGGCAGAAAACAAGACUUUUAUACAGGAUGUCUUUUGAUUUUGCUCCAUUUCUCCAACACCUCCCCUUCAUGCAAAUUCUGUGGAGGCAUUUUGCAGAAAAGGUCUUAAAUGAGGAUCUAAGGCUUGUGGAAGGUCAGCAAGAGCGGAUGAUCAAUGGGGCAAAUGUUUGGAACCGGCCUAUGUGGUGAAUGAGGCCAAAAAUGCGCUGAAACUUUUGCGAAUGCUGUGUUUGCUGAAAGAAUGAGAUUACACCAUAGUUGUAUCUCAUUUCCGAGCCAGUGAACAUCCAAGUUUCAUGUCCGAAUCAAAAUGAACGAAGCCGGAAAAAUGAGAGUUGAUUCUGUUGGACUUAGUAAAACGUAGCUGGCGAGAGCCAGUGUGUUGAACCAUUCAAAUUUUAAGAUACCGAUACGUGUCAGAAAUUUUGGAAAAACAAUCUAUGAAAUACUUUUCCUUUUCCAAACACAGGAGAACGGUUUUGUCGUUGAUGCACGUGAAAGCAGCCGUUGCGUCAAGUCUUCCCUUGAAAAAAAGCGUGAAGGCUCGUGUCCAGACUUGUGUGGAAGGUGCCCAUUCAAGAAGCUGCAUGGAAUUAUAUUAUUUAACUGGUUUUCAAGGUGCCCAUUCAAGAAGCUGCAUCGAGCAAGAUGAAUGACUGAUCUUCUUUAGGAAAGCUUCAUUGCAUUAGAUUCUUGUCCAGAGUUUUCUAAAUCAGGGGUUUUUUAGGUAAGCGGUUUUCCAAAUUCUUUAAACUCUUGUUCAUCCAACCCACGGGAGAAGAACCAAAAAGAAAAAAAAUUAUGGAAAGGGCCACUAGUAUUUCAAGAAAACUUGGAGAAUGAAAGUCUUAUAAAAAACAUAUAUAUAGAAGAAGAACAGAUCUAUCUACGUCUUUCAAAUAAAGACGUGGGGAUGCCGAUAAAAGCUGUUGUUCUACUAUAGGACCAAAGAUUUCAAAAUAGUUGGGACACUACCAAACGGCGACCACUAAAGAAUCUAAGUGAUAUUGAUAUGUAUCGGUGUCUAUUAUCAUAUUUGUUUUUUAUUUAAUUCAAUAAGAUAACAAGCAAAAAAUAAAUAAACCGAUAUUAAAUUCUAGUUGCAUGGAUAAAAGGCUCGACAAAUCAUUAAUUAGAAUAAAAGUAACUAUAUAUUUGACGAUGAGGUCGCGUUCGAUGUUGAUAUGAGGGUUGAUUUCGGAUCUAAAAUCCGAAGUUUUUUAAAGAAGUUGUGUUUGUUUUUACUUCAUCGGGGUUUCAUUUCAUCAUUUUUUUUUAGCUCUCUUUCUCUCUCUGGUGCACCAGCGGGAAAGCCGAUCGGUGAGGGGAGCAGCAGUGGAGCGCACCCAGCGGCUGGAUGAUCACCGUAGGGCCAAGCACCAGUGGGUGUCGACCGUGUCCACUUGGGUCAAAGACGAAGAAUGAAUCCGAUCUUUUGUUGGUGCAUGGGUUCCACUGACGUACAAAUAUCCAAGUAGAUGGAACAUGAAACUGAGCAAUGAUUAUAUAUGUUGAUGCCAAGACGUGCUUAAAUGUUGAAGUGGCCACAAGUGUUGACGGCUAGCUAAAUUUUAUUGAUGUAAGAAAAAAAAGUAACUUUUCUGAA